AUGUUCGGUAUUGGCUUUUUCAUCAAGAGUGCCGCCCCAGUUUCUGUCUUUAUAGCCGUUUUCCUUCUCGGCUUCCUCCUUGUCGGCUGUACGUCUGCAGAUGCAGCAUACUCCAAAGUCUACCUUGUACGGCUUGAAUUCAACGAAACGAUCGCGAAUAGUGUAUCUUCCAAUUCGCUGAUCACGGAACUAUCGCUUGCUACAGGGUACUUGGGCAUGUGUGUACUGGCUGAUGGGUCGAAGAUGUGCUCCACUGCAAAGAAUGCUCUGGAUUUGGCUCCAUAUGCCACCAUUAGCGUUGGUGAAUCGUCUCUUUCUCUAGUUGAAGUCUCCAAAGCCUUGCGGAACGUGUGCCAUCCACGUCUUCUCGCCACUAGCCUCGCAUUGUGCUUGGUCCUCUUACUUGUGAUGUCGUGGCUUGCACUACCGUUGGUGCCGGGAAAAGUUGUUGUGCGUCGUGUAGGCUGUGGCUUGGCGGCCUUGGCGUUGAUGAUAUGGGGGCUUGGAGCCAUGCUUCAACAUCAGGCAGUAGCAGGGGCAAAGUCAUUUUCCGAAGCUGCGCUGCUGGGCUUGGUAAUUGUGGCCAAAGGUGGACGGGCAGAGGCCAUGACCUGGACGGCAUUUGCGUUUCUAUUAGCAUCCUGUUUGGCAUUAGGAGCAGAAUGCUUUAGCCAGCGAUCUAACAAGCCAGAAACGACACAGCAGUUGAAGCAUGAAAGUUCAUGA
Molecule: messenger RNA, 726 nt
Organism: Clavispora lusitaniae ATCC 42720
Lineage: Eukaryota; Fungi; Ascomycota; Pichiomycetes; Serinales; Metschnikowiaceae
Gene: FIG1
Product: Fig1p
Biological process (GO): conjugation with cellular fusion
Cellular component (GO): mating projection tip; membrane
Source: RefSeq, a predicted model, not a curated record